GAUUUUGUCUUAUUCAAUUCAAAUUUUCCAGAAACCCAAUUUCAAAAGCUGUCACGUACGGCUACUCUACGCCGGCGUUGCGCUGUGUAUUUCAAUCUCUCUCUCUCUCUCUCUUCCUAACCCUAACUAAGUUCAGAAUUUCAAUCUCUCUCUGGUUAAACCCUAGUCCCCAUCCGAGCUUAGAGAUUCAACAAUGGCGUUCUUCAAAUUGAUUCUCUCUACCUCCGUCACCAAUCUGAAAUGCGCUUCCACGCGCCGCUUCAGCCAACCCAUGAGCACCUUCUUUCGGCCGGGAUCAUACAUAUACGACCAGAUCAUCGAGCCAUUAUCCCCAAGCAUAGUCGUAAUCCAGAGCUGCUUCUCCGACUCCCUGAAGAUUCCCGGUUCCCGCCGCACCGGCGUCGGCGUUUUCCUCGAUUCCGCCUCAAUUCUCACCUCCGCCCACCUAAUCGGACACGUCACCUCCUCCUACGAGCCCAAAAUCCUCGACAAACCCGACCGCUUCGAGCACGGUUCCAUUAUUCACAAAGCUUACCUCGCCCCCACGGUUGCCCAUACCGUUGUUGCCCGCCGGCCACUGGAGAUAAAACCCGUGGCGGUGAACUUCUCCAGCGACGUCGCCGUACUGAAGGUGGUGGUGCCGCCUCCGCCUGACCAGGAGGAAACCUCUUUCCCUCGCCACCGCUCGAUUGCGAAUUCUCCCCCUAACAAGGACGAUUUGUUGAUGUCUAUUGCUUAUAGGGGCGGUAUUGAUCAUUUGACGUUUGUGGUAACAAAUGUUAGGUCGGUUGGAAAAAAGACCUUCAAAGUGAAGGCGCCGUGGCCUCUAGACAACGACUCGGGGUGGAUCGAACUCGAUGCGUCCAAGUUUAACGGCGGCAAUCCUCCCCCGUGCAGUAAAAUGUUCAACGGCGGUGGAUCGGAGGUUACUGUUUCAAUGUCGAGGCUUAACGGAUGCCCUUGGUUCAACGUGCGUGGCGAGGUCGUUGGUGUUGGUUCGUGGGAAGUGAGGGAUCACCCGUCUGAUCCGUAUGCUGUGUUUUUCGGAGCGUCUCUUUCGUCCAUCAAAGCUGCGGUGGAGUAUGCAAAUACCAAGAAACCAGAGGACCCGAUUGUAAUGGAUGGAUGGAUCAAAGGCUCGAAUCAGUUCUAGAUACGAUUGGUAAGGGCUGGAUGAACUAUUUUCUUUUGAGGUGUACGUAAACGAGACAACGGUGAGAUUAGGACGCAAGAACUUUUCGUGUAUAGCGGUCCAAUUCUAUCUUUUUCGAAUUAACAGGGUUUCGCAACUUGAAUGAUCUCUUUAAUUUCUGAAUGGUGUAUUUAGUGUAACUAUCUAAUAUACAUGUGCAGUUAUAACAAUU
Messenger RNA from Erythranthe guttata (spotted monkey flower), 1364 nucleotides. RefSeq lists its product as uncharacterized. The record is from RefSeq and is a predicted model, not a curated record. NCBI's taxonomy places the organism in Eukaryota, Viridiplantae, Streptophyta, Magnoliopsida, Lamiales, Phrymaceae.